Messenger RNA from Hirundo rustica (Barn swallow), 4369 nucleotides. RefSeq lists its product as uncharacterized. Lineage: Eukaryota; Metazoa; Chordata; Aves; Passeriformes; Hirundinidae. The record is from RefSeq and is a predicted model, not a curated record. The transcript has 5 exons. Gene Ontology annotation, biological process: protein ubiquitination; Notch signaling pathway. Bases 79 to 3492 code for a protein of 1137 amino acids.
GGGUUGGGUCCGGGUUGGGCCCGGUGUGGCGAGGGCCUCCUUGCCAGGGAGGCCGUGCGGGUGUGGCGGGGCCCGGGCAUGGCUGGCCGCACGGUGCGGGUGCAGGGCUUCCCCGCCGAGCUGCCUCCCGACAGGGCGGCCGACAAGCUGACCAUUCACUUCCUGCGCUCCCGCAACGGCGGAGGGGACAUUGCCGAAGUCCGGGUGCUGCCCGGGUCCCCUCCCUGCGCCCUCAUCACCUUCGAGGCGCCAGAAGUGGCCCAGAGGAUCCUGAAGGUGAAAAGCCACGUGCUGGCAAUCGGGAGGACGCGGUACCCGCUGGAGGUGACGCUGCACGCUGCAGAGCUGAGCCCUGACGAGAUCUUCAUACGUGUGUGCCUGACAAUUGACUAUGGCAAGCUGCCCCUGGGCAAAACCCUCCUGAGUGACUUGCAAAAAAACUACAGCGACGUGCAAUUCUGCUUCGACUCAAAGAACAUGCACUGCAUAGUGCAGGGACCAUUCACUCAGCUGCAGACCUUCAGCAGAGACCUGCUAGGCAGCCUGAACCUCAAGAGCCAAGCCAUUGGUGAGAUCUUCCUGCCAGCUUCCAGCUGUGGGGCCAAAGAGAUGGGAAUGCAGGAUCACCAGCAAGUGCCUGACUCCGCUCAGUCAGCUCAAGAGACAGCAGAGCUGCCAAACCGUGAGCAGGGGCGUGAAACUGCAGCUAAAGUCCCAUCACCUCAGAGCCCGGCAGGUGGGGAAGAUGUGGAACUUCUGGGGAAGCUGGAGGACUUUUCCCUAGCAAUGGACUCGGACAUUUACUUGUACAUGCAGAGGUUCUGUGCUGCUGAGUACCAAGCUGUGCUGCACCAACAUCACGUGGACGUGGUGGAUGUCAGUGGCAACGGCGUUGCUGUGUUGUACCUCCAGCCAUCUGGGGGUGUGUCUGGGGACAAGGAUGCCUUGCACCAGGCCCACCUGGCCCUGCAGAAGCUCUACCAGCAGCUGGAGGUGAGCCUGUGCAAGGAGAAGAUUGCUAAGGAAGGGCUGGGAAUGGACAGCCAGGCGCUCACAGCUCUGACCCGUGAGCUGCAGAAGCUGUACCCCCAGCUGCUCUGCCACGAGGAUGUGAAGCAGCUUUAUCUUGUUGGAAACCUUGUUGAUGUGUCCCAGGCCAAGCAGUUCCUUCAGGAUUCUGUCACCAGGAGAGGUGCCCCACACACGGUUGACACGCUGAGCAGCUCCCAGCCCUCUGGCACCACAGAGGCUGCAUUACACCAGGCCAAAGUGCCUGUGGAUAUUCCAGCCACAAGGCUUAGCCCAAGCAGGCCAGAGCUGAAAGGUGAGUUCAAGCUAGCUGCCAACUUCAGCACCCCGAAAGCUGACAGGUCUCAGGCUGGCCAGAGCCUCUUGCUGAAUCAGGGCUCUCCACCGGUGGGACAGGAGCAGCUUUCUGGGAAACAUUCACCAGAGACAGAUGCUCCUGGUCUGAGUGACCCCAGGGCACUGACCCAGCAGUAUCAGCCUCUCACCCCUAUGGCAGGUAAAGGUGUGGGGUCAGCAGCAGAGCCUCAGCAGAAUAACCCCACGGAAAGGGGCCAUGUGGAAGGAGGUGCCAGACUCACAGGACAAAAGGUGCUGUUGCCUUGUGUGGGCAAAGAAAACAGCACUUUUCAGCAUCCUGAGGACUCUAAAGGCUCGGGUCCCAUUGGGCACCACUCCGUCGGUGGUCUCUCCAGCAUCUGUGAUGUGACAUGGACCUCUUUUGCUUUAGGCUCCAAACCUUCUGCAUCCAGGCCUGUGCUGCGACGGUCCAACAGCUUCUCCCUGCCGAGGUCCAAGGAAAGCAACAACUCUGGAGACAACAGCAGCAGGGUGAGUGAGGAAAUGAGCCUGGACUCUCUGCAGUGGUUUUACCUGAAAGAUGUCUGCCACGCCACUAUUGAUGAGCUGUGCAGGGCUGGAGGGGUGCACAUCUCGGAGCACCACACUGGGGACGGCACAGUGCUGACGCUGCAGGCAGCAGACAGGAAAAGGCUGUUCCAUGCCAAAUGGAAGGUGGAAGACCUUGUGCAGAAGUGCCCUGACUUGGUGUGUCAGAGUGUGAGCUACUCAGAGCUCGCUGUGGAUGGUCCAGAUGAUGGUGACCUGAGUGAACUGUGCAGCCUCUUGCGAGGAAAAUCCUUCCGGGUUGGACUCAGCAAAGACAAGUACAAGCUCCAUCUUGUCUGCCCCAAGGAUGUGCUGCCAGGAGUGACUGAGGCCUUCCUCAUCUUUUCUUCCAGGAGGCUCUGUGUCACAAAGUCUUCAUCCAUCUCUCCUGGCGCAGAGAGUACAGGGAAAUCAAGUGUCAUCGAGCCAAGCAGAAGCCAGGACCCAGUGCUGGAUGCAGCCCUUCCUGGCAGCCUGAAUUCCCUACAGCAGCUGAACAUCAGCAAUCAAGUACGCUCUUCAGAUGUGCUUAGGGCUUCCUGGGUGCCAGAGGCUGAGGAAAAGAGGUCCCCCAGUCCUUGGAGGUUCCAGCAGGCUUGGGGGCAGGAGGAGGUCAGGGACCGUAUUGACUCUGGGUCUGGGCGAGGAGGAAGCAGCUUUCUGGGCCUUGGUGUGGGGGAUAAGCCAAGUCCUCCAGGCCUGAGGGAGUCCCAGGAACAGCGGAAGGCAAAACUGUGUCUGGGGGAGCCUGACACCACCCGGCUCAAAGUCUUGCCAGACAGAUUCCAGUUUGCAAUAUACAGGAACAGAGGAGGCCCCAGUGAGGCAAUGGGACAGCAGCACUGUCCGGUCCCUGCAGCUGACGGAGCUCCUCACUCUCUGCCCACCUGGCUGUCCAGGGCCACGGCUGCUGAGCCACCGCCAGCUGCGGCCCAACAGGCACCUGCAGCAGAGCCCACGCAUCAGGGAAGGGCCCAGCUCCCAGGAGACAGGAGCAAUGAGCAGGAGGGGCCUGACCUCCCCUCACAGCAGAGAAGAGACCCCAGCCUAGGACAGGAAAGCAGCACGAUCCCUCUGGACCAGUGUGAUGCCUGCCAGGGCUGCUGCGGUCGUGCCUCGUGCAGGACAUGCGUUGCAGCAGACAGCAUGCAGCCAGCUUGCUGCAGAUCCUCCUCAGCUGCCCCAAGCUGCAAGAUCUUGGGGACACUGAAGAUCUCCUCCCUGUCCCAGAGCCUGCCUGGAUACUCUCAGGUCCCAACACUUCAGCUUGCUUACAGCAUCCCUGAUGGCAUGCAGGGGGUUGGGGACCCUCACCCAGGACAGCCUUACAAAGGGGGGAAUUUCUGUGCCUUCCUGCCCAAUAACGAGGAAGGGCUGAUGACAGCAAAGCUGCUGAAGAAAGCGUUUGAACGUGGGCUGACGUUCCAGAUCAAGUCCUACAAUGGAGAAGAAAGAGUAACAUGGGGAUUUAUCCCCCACAAAACCUCCUGGGAUGGAGGCAAAGCCAGGAAUGGCUACCCGGACGCCCAGUACCUCCAUGAGGUCGGCACAGUUCUGAAUAAACUGGCCCUUGUGUGAUUCUCCCACAGCCACAGCCUGUGGCUUCCCUUUGCCGCCUUUUCCUGCUGAGAAAACUGCAGCUUAACAGAGACAGCUCAGGAAAAAGCAGGUGUUUGUCAAAGGAGCUCCUGCCUUCCCCCCAGAUGUAGCCAGAAAUCUGCACAUUAGCAAAGAGCAGCACCUUCGUCCCUGCCGCCUGCAGGCCUCACCACGGAUCAGUGCUUCCCAAAAACUCCGGCUCCCCUUGGAUGGGUGUCCUGCCAGCCAGUCACAGAGCUGAUUUCAGCUGAUUGCAGGCUUUCAGUAGCUGACACAAACCUGGGCAGGGGUCUGCACCUAGUCCAGCCUCAGCUUCUGGAAGCCUCUUCCACCUGCCAUUACAGGCAGGUGAACUGCCUUUAGUGUCAGCUCCACGUGCUGACAGCUCAGGCUGCAGCAGACAGCCCCAUGCUCCAGCCCUGCCCCAGCGCCUGCUCUGAGGCCAGCAGGGGACCUGGUGCUCUCUUGAGGAGAACAUGAACAGCUUUCAGCACCCACAGCAGCAGCCUCCCAGGGACAGUCUCUAUGCUGACAAAUAAAUGGGAUUUAUUCUCAUGUUUGGUAGUGGCUGUUCGUGCCUUGUCUCACCCUCAAGCCCAGGCAGCCACUUCAGUCCCACCUGGUUACCGAGACACCCAGGUACAAAGUGCAGAGCCCAGCUAAAGGCUUCACAAACAAAAAAAUCACCAUGGCUGCCCUCCAGCAAGAGUGUCAGGAACAACACUCAAGCCAACAACUAACAGUUGUCCCUGAGAGCAGAGGCAUCCUCUCAUGCUGGGAGCGUCACACUUCAUCAACCGAACCUGCCCUGAGCUGUGGGCAGAGGAUCACCACAACAGAAACCCGAGCAGCAUAC